AGCCGCGCGCUGCCCGCGGGUAAAAGUUGAUCCUGAGUCAUUCCUCUGCAGAUGAACCCGCCACUGACUCAUCCGCUGCCAGCCGCGGGGCCCGGCCACAGGCAAGCAGGAAGACCUGAGUGCUUAUGCUUUAGCUGAAUCAAGACCGGCGCUCAGCAGUGGGAGAUAAUGUAUUAAUCCAUUGGAAGCACAGAGUGGAGUCUCACAUAUUACUUUGCGGUUUGUGUUGUGAAUUGGCUUUUUCAUGUAAAAAGAUUUUUCUCUCUCUCAGAGCAUGGACACCAGUAAAAAACCUGACCCCCCUAUAUCAGUAGAGAUGGUCCAACAAAGGGCAAAUCCUGAUCGUAGCCCUGCAGCAUCGAUUUACGUUCCAGAACAAGGUGGUUACAAAGAGAAAUUUGUAAAUGUAGUGGAGGAGAAGUACAAAUGUGAAAAGUGUCGCCUCAUUUUGUGCAAUCCCAAACAGACUGAAUGUGGACACAGAUACUGUGAAACCUGCAUGAAUGCCUUGUUAAGUUCUUCUACUCCAAAAUGUGCAGCGUGUCAAGAAAACAUAGCUAAAGACAAGGUAUUUAAGGAUAAUUGCUGUAGGAGGGAGCUUCUUGCCCUUCAGAUAUAUUGCAGAAAUGAAAACAAGGGCUGCAAAGAACAGUUAACCCUGGGCCAGUUACUGAUGCAUUUGAAAAAUGACUGCCAAUUCGAAGAACUUUCAUGUCCUCGUGCUGAUUGUAAAGAAAAAAUACUGAGAAAAGACUUGCCAGACCAUGUAGAAAAGACCUGUAAAUAUCGAGAGACGACAUGUAAAUACUGUAAAAGCCAAGUUGCAAUGAUUACAUUACAGAAACAUGAAGAUACAGACUGCCCAUGUGUCAUGGUUUCAUGUCCUCAUAAGUGUAGUGUUAAGACACUCAUGAGAAGCGAGUUGAAUGCACAUUUGUCAGAAUGUAUUAAUGCCCCAAGUACCUGUAGUUUUAAGCGUUAUGGCUGCACUUUUCAGGGAACAAAUCAGCAAAUUAAAGCACAUGAAGCCAGCUCGGCAGUGCAGCAUGUUAACUUAUUGAAAGAGUGGAGUAAUGCUCUAGAAAAUAAGGUUGCCAUGCUCCAGAAUGAAAGUUUGGAAAAGAACAAGAGUAUACAAACUUUACAUAAUCAGAUUUGUAGCUUUGAAAUAGAAAUUGAAAGACAGAAGGAAAUGCUGCGGAACAAUGAAUCUAAAAUACUUCAUUUACAGCGAGUGAUUGACAGUCAAGCAGAGAAAUUGAAAGAACUGGACAAAGAAAUCCGUCCCUUCCGACAGAACUGGGAAGAGGCUGACAGCAUGAAGAGCAGUGUGGAGUCCCUUCAGAACAGAGUGACGGAGCUGGAGAGCGUUGAUAAAACCACAGGGCAAGGAGCACGAAAUACUAGUCUGCUGGAGACGCAGCUAACUCGACACGAUCAAAUGCUGAGUGUUCAUGAUAUUCGGCUGGCUGACAUGGACCUUCGAUUCCAAGUUUUAGAAACUGCCAGUUACAAUGGAGUAUUAAUUUGGAAAAUUCGAGAUUAUAAACGUCGAAAGCAAGAGGCCGUGAUGGGAAAGACACUGUCCUUGUACAGCCAGCCCUUUUAUACUGGAUACUUCGGCUAUAAAAUGUGUGCCAGAGUUUACCUUAAUGGUGAUGGCAUGGGAAAAGGGACGCACUUGUCAUUGUUUUUUGUCAUAAUGCGUGGAGAAUAUGAUGCAUUGCUUCCUUGGCCAUUCAAACAGAAAGUGACUCUCAUGCUAAUGGAUCAAGGAACGUCUCGCCGUCACUUAGGAGAUGCUUUCAAGCCAGACCCAAACAGCAGUAGUUUCAAGAAGCCUACUGGAGAAAUGAACAUUGCAUCUGGUUGCCCAGUCUUUGUGGCUCAAACUGUUCUAGAAAAUGGAACGUAUAUUAAAGAUGAUACUAUUUUUAUUAAAGUCAUAGUGGAUACAUCGGAUCUACCAGACCCCUGACAUAUAGCCAGGGAGACAGAUUAAAGAGAAGACAACUCCAUUUGGGGGUUUUAUAUCAGUUUGUCUUCAAUCAGCCGUCCUAAAGCUCAGAGAACCACUUUGUGGAACAGAAGGAAGAGUUUGAAGGCAUAACUGCUUAGGGUCCAAUGGCGAAAGUAGCAACACAUUAAGAAAUCAUACCAUGGUAUAUUUUUUAAUAGAACUAGCAACACUUAAACUCUGAAGAAUCGUUUUUUCCUCGUGAGGAUAAUGAUUGCGGUCAGAGAGGCUUUUUUUUUUUAAUUAUUAAUGAUCUAGUCAAUUGGAAGUGAAAAGACACAUACAGUAUAUGCUGGAUAAAUUACUUGACUUUUCUUCCUUUAAGCUAGAAUACAAAAAAAGUUCACAUGUGGGCUAGAGGGAAACUGUCAGCAUGUUAAGUAAAAGAAGAAAUGAUGAAGUAAUGUUUCAAUUAUGAUAUUAUCACUUUGAAAAACUAAGUGCAAUCUUGUCUGAAAUAUAGUAUAUUGUCUUUUUAAGGCCUCACCUGGUCUCUGUUUUAAUAAUUACUUUGUCAGAAGACCUUGACAAAUAUCCAUGUCUUCUUAAAGUAUCUAAAUCAGAAUCAUAUUUUUAUUUAAAGUUCUAUUGUUACAGAAAACAUUUUAUUUUAAAACUGUUGAUAGACUGAUAUUUCUUGGAAGAAAAAUAGAAGAUAUCAAAACACUGGUUAUCACUUGUGAUAGGAAACGAAACUAUUCAACUAUUGCUGUUAUUUCUCUUUAGAAAUGUAAACCUACAAUAUAUGUCGUAGUUAAUGACACUAUUUCAAAAUUAAGGAAAAAUCACUCAUGGAUGCUGUGCAUCAUUAUCAGAUUUAUAAUUGUUUUCACCCUAAACUAGGGCAUUUGUUGAACUUUGGAGUUCUAAACGGAAUCCUGUACAUUUUUUAAAGUUCUGCCCCAUGCUUUCCAAUCAAGCUAUAUAUAUUGCUGACAGCAUAAAUGUGCAACACAUAGUAUUUGCAGUAUUGGGGAGGAGGUGUAAUGUUUAAAAAAGAAAAAAAAGCCACUCAUGAUCCUGUAUGUUCAUUUUGUACUAGCAGUCAUUGCUUCUUAUUGAGGACAUAAUUAGCAAUGUCUUAAUGGAGAGAUGGUGGCUUGCAUGCAUACAUGUGCCUUAGGUGUGAUGUGCUGCUUAUAAACCAUAGCUUUUUAUUCAGAUUAAUUCUAAUAUCUGAAAUGGUAGCUUAACUGGACUUCAGACAUAAUGUGUAGCCUUGUCUUCAGAGCCCUUAGAGUUUGCAACAUGUAAAAUAGAAGCCAAAGUCCAUUUUUGGCUACCGGAGCUUCUAUGGCUUGACCAUGGUGGAAUCCAUCUUACUCAGGUGCCAAAACUUUAUGCACAGUGCUCCUAUGGAGCUUGGACUUUGAGAGCGCCCCCCCAGGCUAACGUGAAGGAAGGAGUGAUGCUUCCUCCCAUGCCUGUGUAUGAAAGGUGGUUGUACUUUGAAAUGGCCCAUCUGAGAAUGCUAAGAGGCUGUUACUGAAAACACUCACAGAUGGUAGUGCUGACAAGUGUCUUAGCACAGGUUCCUUCAUCAUAACUGCCUGAGUUUUAGUGGAAAGCAUUUCCCAGCCCUGAAUCAUGCUGGCUGAUUCUUCCUUUUUUUAAUAGUCUGAGACAAGUCAGCCUAGUGGCAUAACCUGACUAUAUAUCAGCCAUUUGGUGCUUCUUAAUAUCCGAGGUAUGCCUCAGCGGAGACAAAUAUGUUCUCUUGUCCCUUUUUUGUGAACCUUGAAAGGGAAUUGCACACCUCAUUCUUGGCUGUCAGGUUGUGUCCAUUCAGUUUUCCACUUCUGGGGGCAUAGCCACAAUUUUCAUUGAGGGCUCAGUUGAAUUCAUGCCUUUGUAGUUCAGCUUUGUCUUUGUUGCCAUUGUCUUUUAUGGCUGUGCCUUCACACGCAGUGCCUGCAAGAAGUUCUUACAAAUAUACAGUGCAUGCUGAGUGGUCUUCAUGGGUUUUCCAGGCACCUGCCACAAUACUGCCUGCUUCUUGGCAGCCAAAACAUUCAGUAGCAACUCGUCUUCCUUUUCUUGCCUUCCAUUGUCCAGGUACUGUAUUCCCUUUAUGGUACAAAGGUGUCAACAGGUGCAACCUACUAUAUGGAGGCAUGUGCUAGUAUUUAAUUUCUGGCACAGAAGGAGGACUUCUGCAGAAAAAAAAACUUAUGGCACUUGCAGUUUCAUGCAGGCUGCAUAUGUAAACCCAUCACUUAUGCUUUAGGGUAAGGAUUUACUUGACUUGUGUAUCAUUCAGUAGCAGCGACUGUAGGCAGCCGAGCUUUUGUGUAUGUGCAUCACAGAAUUUUACUGAAAACAGGAUUCCCAAGUGGAAAUGUCCAAAGGACUCUUCUCCCAUUGCGAAUGCAUGUACUGCAAAAUUUAAAUGAGAUCGUAUGGCCAUGUGAAGACAGUUUAUAUCCUGUUUUGAAUCUGGGACUGGAGAGAUGGGUAUUAUAAUCUGGGCCCAGUGUGUUCUGCAUAUCUGUGGCUGCAGACUCUCACUUUUGCAAUAGAAUUGUGCUCCUGAAUCCAGGCUUGUAUUUUAAUGGCUUCUAACCCUUGUGGUUGUUAGAGAAUUUGAAAAUAUGAGCAAAGUGCAAAAUAAUAAUUUAGUCUUCCUGAGUCUGCAGAAAGCCUAAAACAAUAGCUCUAAAAGGUCUGAAUACCAUAUCUCAGUGGGAUAUUCACUUGGAAUCUUCUGAUGAAGCUAAAUGUCAACAUGGUUAAUAUUUGACUGCUGAUCGCUGCAGCCGAAACAUCAGCCAGCAUUGGUGAACUGCAGAUCCCAAACUGCUUUUCAUGCCUCCCCAAGUGCCAAAAGCCCCAUCUGUCAAAACAGCUAGGUUCACUCUCACAGCUUCUAUAAUGCCGUAACCUGCUGUCAGUACAAACAUAUUUUGGCAUGUGCAUUGUUUGAUAUCAAAAUAAAUAAAAUGGAGGCCUACUAGGGUUUAUUAGUAAUUUUAAAAACUCUGUGAAGCUGGCAGAAGAUCUUCAGGCCUCCUGCCUACUGCAGAACCCAGGAAUCUUAGUUCAAUUUUCCAUGUAGCCUCUUAUGGAAUACGCAAGGGCUUGACUAAAAUCUUUCAUUGCAAAACCCACUGAAUAUCCCUAAGCUGUGAGACUUAUAUUGCAUAUGCAGAAAUGCAUUCCCUCAGCUUUCCAGUAAUGAGCAUGUAGCAUUUAGUGAAAAUAAGACCAUUCUUUAUAGUCUAAGCAGAGGUGAAAAGAUGCAUUCUGCUUCACUCCUGGGGACUGGGUAAAAUUAUUCAACGUUUUUUCCCCAAAUACACCUUUUAAAAAUACAUUUCUGUCCCAGGUAUUUAGAAAUCUUUUGGGGACCUUGUAUAAUCUGCCCUCAAGUACACCCAUGAAACCCCAUUAACUUCUGGAGUUGCAUGAGUGUACUAGAGGGGUGCCAUCGCAUUCGUGUGACAAUGCUUAUAAUAACUGUAGAGAAGGAUUCUUCAGUAGCUUCCUGUCAUUAUCCACUGUUUAGUUCUCCUUAGCAAUGCACAGCCAAGUGUAAUUGCUGUUUGUUUCAUACUAGUGACUCUCCAACUUGAUGUAUAAGCAUCUCCCACGGCUAUCUUUUACAUCUAGUGAAAGGUUCUUAUAUACUGUAAGUUGAAGGUUGCCUUUGUGGCUGUAUAUUACCAAUAAUACACAUGUUAUUUACAGUCUCAUAUUUUAAACAGGAUGAAACGACUUCAAUGUUUAAGGACUAAUCUGAGAUCCUUAUGCAUGACCAUGCCUGCAUUGCUUCUUUAAUCUUAGUAAAGGAAUCUUGUUUCAGCUAUUGUUGACAUGGUACACCUUCGCAACUUUUAAGUCGAAGCUGACUUAAAUAUGCAAUGUUGAUUUCAGCCUUGUACUGUAACUUUGUUGUUCUUCUCAAAGAGAAUGUGCAAUAGGAAAACAGAAAAGGAUGGCAUACAUUUAACAAUAGUGACAUUUAAUGGGUGACAUGCUAGCUAUCUUAUACAUAUGAGAUGCAGUUUAAUUCCUUUUCCAAAUUGAUUUUUCUGUUUGGAAAAGGAAAGAUGAAGAUAUGAAAUGUGCCUGUUUCUGUGCCUGGUGAAUCUCUCAAAUAAAGGGUAAUGGAGAUUUGUGUCAGUUGUAGCAGGUACUGAACCCCAUGCAUGUUAGGUUACGAUUGUAGUGCUCAAGUUGCUCAACCUGCCCUGAUUAUGGCAUGUUGGGACUGAGUUUAAAAACCACCUAUUUGUAUCUAUAUCCCAUCAUGUGGAAUAGGCGUUUCACAAAUAAUGCAGUUUCUAGGAGUAUUGGUUCUGUCCAAUGCUAGGCAGAAGUUUGCAGGGAAUUAUCAGAAAAGUAGCAGUCUGUACCUCGUGAUAGUAUAAAACGUUACUGCAGUCUUGAUGCCUUGAUCUGUGUUAACUAUGCAAAUAUAUAAAUAGGUGGAAAGAAAAAAAUAUUAUAAACCUAAUCUCUUAGU
Molecule: messenger RNA, 6482 nt
Organism: Alligator sinensis (Chinese alligator)
Lineage: Eukaryota; Metazoa; Chordata; Crocodylia; Alligatoridae
Gene: TRAF3
Product: TNF receptor associated factor 3
Exons: 12
Coding region: 275-1978 (567 amino acids)
Biological process (GO): tumor necrosis factor-mediated signaling pathway; regulation of cytokine production; regulation of apoptotic process
Cellular component (GO): plasma membrane signaling receptor complex
Molecular function (GO): zinc ion binding; tumor necrosis factor receptor binding
Source: RefSeq, a predicted model, not a curated record